AAACAGGAUCUAUAACUCGAAUCCUUCAGAAUGAUAAAAACAACAGGAAAUAGCCAUGAGGUUUAGAACUUGAAAUGUCUGUAAAUCAGGUUAACUGAAAACCGUAGGUGAAUAGUAGCUAGAAGGGAAGAGACCAGGGGAAGGCUUAAGCAUAGAUAGUAGGAUAAUUUUGAAAUGGAUUAUGUAGGAUAUAAAAGAGUGAACUGAAUUCAUCUGGUUCAAGAUGGAGUUCAGUGGCGGAUUCUUGCGAACAGAGUACUCAAGGCACUGAACACUGGAUUCCAUAAAAUACGAGAGCAUUGUUUUGAGUACGUGAGGGAUUAGUAGUUUUUCAACAACCCCCAGCUCCCUUCCUACCAGUGGAGAUAAUUACUCAUAAACUAGAUAACAAUAAAAUGUUUCGUAACGGCAGUGUAAUUUCUAUUGCCUAUUCAUAUUAUUUCUUCGGGUAGGAAAGCGGCGAUAACGAUCUACUAUGCCUUGAAUAUCCGUUUAUGAGUUUCAAUGUUUGAACCUUCCUUGUAGCAGGAGUUGCUAUUAUUUUAAUUAAUUAUUUAGAAAUGACCCUUAAUUUCAACAACAUAUGCCGUCUCUGCAUGGUACAAAAUGAUCUGCUAUUACCUCUUUUCGAUCGUGAUAAAACGUAUCUUCCUGCUAGAAUUAUGUCGCUGGCACCAAACAUUAAGGUAUGUGCUGGUGAUGGCCUUCCAGCGCAGGUCUGUGAGCAUUGUGUGCAUCAGAUAGACACAUCAUACAAUUUCAAGUUGCAGUGUGAAAAUUCAGAUCUCGCACUACGGCAGUAUGUAAAUGGCAAGCGAUCAGAUAUUCAUGCCACUCAGGGAACAUGUGAAGAUGGUCAGGAUUUGGCUGAUGCAGUUGUUAAUGGUGAAGAAUGCUGGGAGAGAGUGUCAGUGAAGGUAGAAGUAAAAGAAUUGCCAGAUGGUGUAUGUUCUUUGGAGCAUGCUGCUGACUGCUGUUUAAAACCUGAUUCUUCUGUAAAAAGAAUUUGUAAAAGUUCUUGUAAUAAUGUUACUAAGUAUUCAUCCACGAUUGCUGAAGUUUCAUUUGCCGAUAAUAGCCAGCACUUACUUAAUGAAGAAAAAUUAUGCCAUGGACUGGAUCAAAACAAACAACUCAAAUCCCAUACUGUCAAGAACAAAUAUAUUUGCCAAGACUGUGGAAAAAAUUUCCCACAAAAGAGUAAUUUGAUAGCCCACACAAGAACGCAUACAGGUGACAAACCAUUCUGCUGUACGAAGUGUGGGAAAUGCUUUGGGCGACGAAGUACAUUACAGGAUCACAUGAAAACUCACACAGGAGAGAGGCCGUAUUUGUGUGAAGAGUGUGGUAAACAUUUUGCAAGAAGUAGUCAUCUCAAAGUUCACUUGAAAGUUCAUUCUGGAGAAAGACCGUUCUCCUGUAAUGAAUGUGGGAAAAGUUUUGCUCAUGGUUGCCAUCUGAAAGAUCACUUGGUUACCCACUCAGGAGAUAAGCCAUUUUGCUGCACUGAGUGUGGAAAAUGUUUUACCAGUAGUAGUAUUUUUAAACGGCACAUACUAAGACAUUCGGGAGAAAAGCCAUUUGGUUGUAGCGAGUGUGGUAAACGUUUUAGUGGAAGUAGUGAUUUAUAUAUACAUACUAGGACCCACACUGGAGACAAGCGUUAUUGCUGUCCUGAAUGUGGCAAAAGAUUUCUUCUAGGUUGUCAUUUGAAGGACCAUAUGAAAAUACAUUCUGGGGAAAAGCCAUAUUCAUGUUUAGAAUGUGGUAAAUGUUUUGCACGUAAGCAAGUUCUUAAUAAACACUGUAAGUCUCACCGUUAGAAUUA
Cryptotermes secundus is the source of this 1828-nucleotide messenger RNA. RefSeq names its product gastrula zinc finger protein xLCGF3.1-like. The record is from RefSeq and is a predicted model, not a curated record. Gene Ontology annotation, cellular component: nucleus. The transcript is spliced from 4 exons. Gene Ontology annotation, biological process: regulation of transcription by RNA polymerase II. The coding region runs from base 561 to 1823 and encodes 420 amino acids. Gene Ontology annotation, molecular function: DNA-binding transcription factor activity; RNA polymerase II cis-regulatory region sequence-specific DNA binding; zinc ion binding. NCBI's taxonomy places the organism in Eukaryota, Metazoa, Arthropoda, Insecta, Blattodea, Kalotermitidae.